Puccinia graminis f. sp. tritici CRL 75-36-700-3 is the source of this 4621-nucleotide messenger RNA. RefSeq lists its product as uncharacterized. Gene Ontology annotation, molecular function: protein binding. The record is from RefSeq and is a predicted model, not a curated record. Bases 177 to 3770 code for a protein of 1197 amino acids. The transcript is spliced from 4 exons. NCBI's taxonomy places the organism in Eukaryota, Fungi, Basidiomycota, Pucciniomycetes, Pucciniales, Pucciniaceae.
UGAUUAGCUGAUUGGGCUGUCAUCUGCAAGUGGGAAUACAUAAUCUCGCCUCAUCAAACGCUUCUUCUUCUUUCUCCUCGCUUCUCUCUUCUCUUUUCUCUCUCUUUUUCCUUUUUUCUUUAAUUUAUUUUGUAGUAACACUUGAAAACGAACCACCCAGGAAGAAACAAAUUACGAUGGACAACUUAAGCAGAAGAACAAGAACAGGAACGAGAAGAACGAACCCAUCAAAAUGUCUCAAGCCCAUCCUACUCAACAUCAUCAUCAUCAGCCUACUCAGUCGACCGACCCACUCCCAAACCAUCUCAACCAACAUGCCACUGCCGCCGAUGGAAUGGAUCAAGCUGACCCCGAGCGGCACCACCUCGCCACCCGCGCUAAGCCACGGCUGUCUGAUGGGCCCGACAUACACCGACUCGACCAGCAGUCUGCCCGGGUUCAACCAAGCCUUCCUCUUCGGCGGUCGCUCAGCCGCCGGCACCUCCUCCAACGGCCUCUACAUCCUCGACUACUCCUCUGAUCAACCCGUCUGGUCCCAGCCUGCUCCCACCGUCUCAACCCUCUUCACCUCCUCCCCCCAGUCUCGCUCCCAUCUCCUCUGCGGCUGGGAUAGCGCUAGUAACUUCAGAAAUCAACUCAACAUCUAUGGCGGCAGAUCUGAGGACGGGCAACCCCUUGCUGAUUUCUGGUACUACGAUCCAACCAACCGAUUCUGGGCGCAACCCAAAGACUUCCAGCCGGCCGACCAUCCCGCCAGUUACGGCUCCAUCGGCGGCAUAGACCCGAGUUAUUUACCCGCACCGCCCGGCACAUCCAACUCGAUCAUCUAUCUCGGCGGCUCUAAUUCAACCCACACAAGCACUUCUCUUACCCCCGCCGCACUCUCUAUCGAUGGCCAACUCGGCAGUAAUACUAAUACCGUUAACGUUAAUCUUUCGUCUCUGGCUUCCGGCCUCUCCGGUAAUCCUUCCUCUAACAAUCUCCUUAAUGGUCGCUGGGGCGCAACCGGUACCAUCAUGCCUGGUUCGAAACUCGUUGUAUUUUCAGGUUGUAAUGGUGAUCCAGGGAACGAAUUUAAGGAUCCAGUUGACCCAAGUUGCUCGUUAACCAACGGAGGAAUUCUAUCAUUCGAGUCAGGCUUUACAGCCUCCCAAAUGUCCACACGAACCAGCCCACCCCGAAGUUCGUGGGCGGGAUUCAAUUACUGUCCGGCCCCACGCGUAGGAGGGACGAUGGUCGCGAACCGGAACCGGUUUGACAGCUCGUAUGCGAACCAGGUGAUCAUGAUUGGGGGUCGGACGGACAGCAAGAAUUGGGAUGACCAGGGAGGGGCCAAGGCGGGCGAGGUAGACGUGCUGGAUAUUUCCUCGGGUGUGUGGGCCCGAGUGCUGCCGAUGCGUCGAGAUAACGUGACAUUCAGUCAGAAAGAGGGUCUCCUGGCACUCGCCCUACCUUCCCGGAUCGGCGCUUCCUCCGCCUCGACCAAUUCCAGUCCAACCGAUAUCCUCGUCUACGGUGGCAUCGAUACCGUCUCCGGGCAAGCCUCCAACGAACUCUGGAUCCUCCGGCUUCACCCCGCCAAACUUACCGGCAAUGGGACUGCCGACGGGAUCUCGAUGACAUACAUGCCCAGCUGUGCCACUCCGACGCCUCAGAACAAGCGCAAUACGACCAAGACAGCUCCCGGGGGCGGCCCAGUGCCCGUCGGCGAUGACUCUACUAAUACUCUUGAAGCCCCCUCCGGCCAUCUUCUCUUCUCUGGCUUGGCUUUGGCCAUCUUGAUGCUUUCGCUCACUAUCCUCCGUUGCGAGGAGCCCGGAAAACUGUCGAUCAGGUCUCGAUGGCGGACCAGUCGUCUAUGGCUGCUCAUCGGUGCCUGGCACGCCCUUGUCACAAGCUGCGCUUUACUCGCCCUCGCCAUCGUUAUCGGGCUCUUCCAGACACGCGUCCCCACACCCGCGCUCUCUCUCGCCCGGAGGGGUCUGUUCGACGGACACACCAAUUACAACAAGCUACCUCCUCAAGACACUCUCAGCCAGAGUACUCAUGCCCGACUGGGACUCGCGAUCGCCAUCGUCGGUUUCGUUCUCGUACCUGGGCUUUACCUCCUCAGCUGGCUCGACGAAUCGCUCGAGUCCCGCCGGAAGAAGCACCAACAAUCGACGGCCGACGGCGGUCCCCGGAAGUUGAAGGCCAAGGGCGCUCAAAGGAGCGGAGUGACCCGACGGGCGCUGGAGCGGAUGUUUUUCCUAACCCGACAAUCCUUUGCUGGCUCUUCUUCCCCAAAGCAGCAGGAACAUCCUCGUCCGUCCAAGGAGGGCUCGCUAGGACGGAAGGUUGAGAGCGAGAAGCAUGGCGAGCUCGUCGAGCGACGGGUCUCGGUGCCCUCGAGCAUCGACCCUUCACCCAAGCGUCCGCCACUCGCGGUCUCCGGCAGCCAAGAGUGCCUGGACUCUAGCUCGACUUCCAACACGAGCACCCAGCUUCUCUCGCAGACGGUUAGUCCACCGCCCGCCCAGAAGGAGAGCCUUACCUCCCCACCCGUGGUGGCUCGGAAACCGUCGCCCUCGAAGCUCAAGCUAGACCUGAAGAAGGCCGAGCGCCCGGUCGUCCGCUCUCCCUUUGCCAAGGUCUUCCACCACCUCCCCGGCGGCCUUUUCAGCAGCUCGUCGAAUCACGACGGUCAGGCCUCUCCCGCAGGCUCUGUCCCUUCGGCCUCGCCCAGCCCGGGCUUCGAGGUCCUCAACCGUCGGCCGCCCCGUCGUCCUAGGCCUCGAGUCUCGUUGGACAUCAUGAGCGAUGCGGAGUCGACGAGCGGGCUGAGUGGCGAACAGGGUCGGCCGUCGGGCACGGCUUGUGAUGAGCGAGCAAUCAUCGACGAACGGGCGUUCGGAUCGGCGGAAGAAUACGAGGAAGAACUGGUGGAAGAAGACGAAGAAGAAGAAGAAGAAGAAGAUUCGGUGUACAAACGACGGACUAAAGCCCGCCGGAAACUCCGCAGACUCGCAGACGUCAUCCUUCACACCGUCGUCCUCGUCGCCAACAUCUUCUUCAUCUCGUCCUGCUUGAUCUCUCCCAACCAGCUCCGCUGGCUCGCCGCGCUCUUCAUCGUCUUCAUCAUCUUCGUCUAUUCAACCAUCCUCUGGCUCGCUUGGAAUGGGAAACCCUCCUCUGAAUCUACCCUCGUUAUCUUCCUCUCGAUCAUUAAAGACGGAUCUAAAAACUUGAUGGCUCAUGAAACUCUGGCUGGAUUAGGACAAUUCUCGAGUUUCCAACAACAGCAACAAGUGGCCCAACAGAUUCUCUCGCAACAACAACAACCGCUUUCGGGCAUGGGAAGCAGUUCGGUUCUAGGAGGAGUCGGAGUCGGAGGAGUCGGAGGGGGGAUGGGAGUAGGAAAGCGGAGCACGAUCGGGAGUCGGUUGCAAGGAUUUUCGAUCUACGGAGGGUCUCAGACUGGGGGGGUCGGAGGCGGGAGUGUCGGCCAGGGCGGGGGCGGGUUUUUCGCAGGCUAUCCGCCGGCCAUCCAUCCGGCCCACGAGCCGCCCCGAACCUCCUCCGAGCCCGACCGCGCCGAGCCCCUCUACGACUCCCAUCGGCUCUGGGCCCAGGACGAGGACGACUUCUUCAGGCCGCAGAACGAGCUCCUCUCCGGCACUCUCUCCGCGGGCCUCAGACCCGACGAACCCAGAGACUCCUAUCUCCUAGACCGCGAGGUCCAGAUCGUCACUACCGCUCCCAAACGCGUCUUGGCUGUCGUUAAUCGUUGAUCUUUUUCUCUCUCUCUCUCUACCUCUAUCUCUCUCUGCGAUACCUUUCUCUUCUCCUCUUUCUUCCUAUGAGAAUUUACCUGCACUCGGAACCCCCAUCAUCAUCGCCUCACAUAUCCCCCCAAUUCUUGCUGGUUUAGAUCCCCCUCCUCCUCCUCCUUUCUCUUUCUCUUUCGUCCAGACACAUAUACAUUCAAAAGUCCCCGGCCUCUGGUUUACUUAUCAUCCUCUUUGGCUGUCUUGCUUGUUUAUUUACUUCCCUUCCCUUUUUCUUCUUUUUUGUUUGACCCGUGGUUGGGAUCUCCAUCUCCAUUAUUGUUGUCGUUUUUUUUGUGCGUGUGUUUAUGCGGGGGGGGGGGCUUAAUACUCGGAUCUUCUUGUGUGUGUGUGUGUUUUUUGGGCGCUUUAUGGUUGGUCUAUGGCUUCCUCAUUAUAUCUAUUUAUCUUUCUCUUCUCUUCUGUUUUUUUAUAUCUUUUCCUGCUUCUUCUUCUUCUUUGGUCUCCUCUUCCUUACUUAUAUAUACCCCCCCGCCCUAAAAACAGAAGAAAACCUGCUCUACCUCUCUGUUUUGUUCUCUUAUUCUCAAGAUUUCUCGUCCCAUGAUUCCAAUUCUUUAUAGUUUAUCUAUCUCACAUGGUUUAUUAUUGUUAUUGUUUGGUUAGUUGGUUAGUUAAAUUGAGUAGUUGGUUCCAGGAUAAUCUGGGUUCCAGGACCUGAUCCACAGCUCAUCGAACCCUGCGAUUUCUUGUUGGAUCUUCUCCACCCACCCCAUCUCUCUUCACUUUCCUGGCAGCCAGAUAUCCCCCACACCUGCGCAUGAUCAUCCACUCCAAAACAAUCCAUAUAACAU